Molecule: messenger RNA, 2200 nt
Organism: Electrophorus electricus (electric eel)
Lineage: Eukaryota; Metazoa; Chordata; Actinopteri; Gymnotiformes; Gymnotidae
Source: RefSeq, a predicted model, not a curated record
CAGAACAAAUACUGCAGCAUUUUAUUUCCUGUUUUGGAACAGGAGGUGUCAUUUACAGAUAGACUGCACAUUAUUUUACAUUUCAUUUUUUUACUUACUUAAUUUUUAUUUAACAUGAAGAAGUGAUUUUUCUGUGACAUGAUCUGUGUUGCAUAUCAGUGGAGAAGAUCAUGUGUCAUUCAAAAUGGGAUGCAGUAAUUCAAGAAAAGUUGAUGAUGCACAACCUUUAAUACCUUUAAUCAACCAUAAAGGCCAAUAUAUUGAGGAUCCUCCCCUAUUCAAUGAGCUGAACCUUGUGAUCAUUGGUAGUCAUUGUUCUGGGAAGAAUACAGUUGCCAAUGUUAUCCUUCGACACAAUGCCUUCUCAUUUUGGACACGCUUUUCUAAGUACCGUGUAAAAAAGAGUGGAGAAGUAUUUGGAAGGAGAAUUCAAUUGAUUCGUGUCCCUGGGUGGACUGGAGACCUGUCUGUAUCUGUUCAUAAUCAAAAAAGAACAAAGCAACAGCUUGUAACUUCUGUGCAGUCAAACUUUGAAACAGGACCUCAUGCAGUACUCUUAGCACUUGAUGUAAAUUCCACUAUCACAGACACAACCCGAAAGACACUAGAAAGCCUUCUUACUGAAGAAAUUUGGGAUCAUACAGUAGUGAUCUUCACUCAUGGAGAAAAACUUUAUGACAUUACCAUUAAGGAUCAAAUCCAUGUUAAUCAACUUUCUGAACUAAUAGAGAGAUGUGGUAAAAGGUAUCAUGUUCUUCACAACAGUAUGCCAACAAAACAGAGUGCAGAGUUGAUCGAAACUCUUGAGUACUUCAUUGCAGACAAAGAUGCACCUGUUAAAUUUUCCUUGUUUGAUCAGGUAAUGGGGAAUGGUGACCUGGAAGAGCAGCAAUCAUUAAUAGAAAGACUUAGAAAUAAAAUAAAAUCUCUAAAAGAAUUCAAAACAAGUUUGUCAGUAAAGGGCAGUCACCACAGCUCUCAGAGUUUGAUUGAAUCUAAAAAUGCAGAAAUUAGAAGACUGCAAAAUAUUCUAAAGAAGAGAGAACAUGAUCUUCAAAGGUUAAAGACCCAGCUCCAACAGACACAGAAUGGCAAUCUUCUCAACUCAGUGGUGUCCUCCAGAUGUACUGACUGUGAAAAAAAAGAUGAGGAAUUAUGUCGUUUACAUGAAGAACUUUCCAAGUUGAAAACAAUAGUAGAGGCACACAAUCAAAGCUCUGGCCAAGGACAACCUUCUGAACUGAAUACUAUGGCCUGGUCACAUAAAACACAGAGGCUUCCCACAAACUUAUUUGAACGGCCUCCAUCAUGUGCCCAUGAACUACAUUCAGACAAUCUACGUGAGUGGCCACUUACACUCAGCAAUGUCUUGGGUGACCUAAAUGAUUCCCAAUUCAAAAGAAUGAAGUCCUUAAUGCAUUUUCGAGAGGACUGGAGAAUCCCUGAAAGCUUAUUGGAUGACAAGGACAGAGAUUCACUGGCUCUUCUUCUGAUUCAAACCUGGGGUGAAAAGCAGUGUAUUAUCAACAUCAAAAAUAUUAUAAAGGAGAUUCCACGUAAUGACAACAGCAUGAAAAAAUUAAUCAUGCCAUACUUGGAAGAAAUUGGUGAAAUCUGGUAACCUGUUUCAAGAUGCUAAUUUGAAACAAAUUAAUUUCAUCUGUUUCAAAUUAGCAUCUUAAAACCUGUAAUUGAAAAAAAAAACUGUCCAUUGUGUCUGGACAUAAAAAAACAGCAAAGAGCAGUAUGUUCAUGCUGCAGGCACAGAUCUAACUGAAAGACAAACUGCAGUGUUCCAGUAAUGCAUGAAGCGGGAACCCACCAUCACCUUGCUUCACCCAAAUUUUGUGUGUGUGUGUGUGUGUGUGUGUGUGUGUGUGUGUGUGUGUGUGUGUGAAUGCAGAAUGACAUACUACUCACUGGGUUUGAUUUUAGAAAGGGAAGGGACCGUGGGAUUCUGGAGAUGGGUUGGUGCCAACCUACCCUUUUAUCUUAAAUGUAUGUAUGCUUGAGUUAUUUGGAGAGAAAAUGUAUACUGGUUAUAACAGUCCUCAGACUCCGUUCCACUGAUCUAAGUAUGGGGUUGAUGCUUGGAUUCUGAAUACAAGUUACAAACAGCACAAGUUAUCAUCCUAUCUAUCUAUCAUCCCCUCCCUACUCACUACUAAGUUGGAGGAUCUAGCACUGCAUACAUCCCUGU